AUGGACGGCAUCACCAACGUCCCCAUUGCGCACCUCAAGAAGGGCGAGGUCAACCUUGGUACUUCCAUCAUGGCCGUCCAGUUCAACGGCGGCGUUGUUAUUGGCGCUGACACGCGUACGACCACGGGCGCGUACAUUGCCAACCGCGUCACCGACAAGCUCACCCACAUCCACGACCGGAUCUACUGCUGCCGUUCCGGCAGUGCAGCAGACACGCAAGCCGUCGCCGACAUUGUGCACCACCACGCGCAGCUCUACACUUCGAUCUAUGGUUCCGCGCCGCCCGUGGCUACCGUCGCCGCGCUCUUUGAGAAGAUGUGCUACGAGAACAAGGACCAGUUGAGCGCCGGUAUUAUUGUGGCCGGAUGGGACGAGGAGAAGGGCGGAAGCGUGUAUAAUAUCCCCCUGGGAGGUGGGAUGUUCCAGCAGCCUUGGGCUAUCGGCGGCUCCGGCUCAACCUACGUCUACGGAUACUGCGACGCAACCUACCGCGAGAAUUGGGGGGAAGAGCAGACGAUCGAGUUUGUCAAGAACACGCUCGCGCUUGCCAUGUCGCGCGACGGGUCCUCGGGAGGCUGCAUCCGCAUGUGCGUCAUCACCAAGGACGCUGCGCGGCGCAUCUUCAUCCCCGGAAACGAGCUCCCCCGCUUCUGGGAGGGCAAGGAGGUCGUCGGCUCUAGCGCGGGCGUGACGGCGCAGGUGCCGGGUGCUGCGGCUGCUGCUCACUUUUUUAAGCAAUACCUCGCACCUCCUUUCCGCCCCUCCCCUAAACAAUCACCACACAACUUGUACAACGCUACCCUUGAUUCCGUGUUGCCCGGCAGAGUCGGCCUUGCAGCCAACCCCCUUGUUACUCUCUUGCUUCGCAGUGGCGAACAAUAG
Messenger RNA from Cutaneotrichosporon cavernicola, 882 nucleotides. RefSeq lists its product as uncharacterized. The record is from RefSeq and is a predicted model, not a curated record. NCBI's taxonomy places the organism in Eukaryota, Fungi, Basidiomycota, Tremellomycetes, Trichosporonales, Trichosporonaceae. Gene Ontology annotation, cellular component: proteasome core complex. Bases 1 to 882 code for a protein of 293 amino acids. Gene Ontology annotation, molecular function: threonine-type endopeptidase activity. The transcript has 6 exons.